CCGGGGGGGCGUUCGCCUGCCGCUGCCGAGGACUUGCACGAGCAGGCGUUUGACUGUGAGGAGGACGUGCUGUGAAGCAGUUGAUGCGGUUUGCAUUUAACCGGUCAGAGGUGCAAGAGGACCCUGUGCAGGCGCUGGAUGCUUUAUCUAGAUGCGCAAAGUGGGCAGAGGGCUUCCUCUUGGUCUACUCCAUCACAGACUACAGUAGCUAUGAGUCGAUUCGACCUCUCUAUCAACACAUCCGCAAGGUCCAUCCAGACGCCAGGACUCCCGUCAUAAUUGUGGGAAACAAAGCAGACCUUCUCCAUGCCAGGCAAGUACAGACAAAAGACGGACUACAGCUGGCGAAUGAACUGGGCAGCCUGUUUUUAGAAAUUUCCACGAGUGAGAACUCCCACGGUGUCUGCGAUGUUUUCCAGUAUCUUUGCAAGGAGGUCAGCAAACUACACCACAGCAGCAGCACAGACAAGAGACGGUCAUCCAUCAUCCCUCGGCCCAAAUCUCCCAACAUGCAAGAUCUAAAAAGACGUUUCAAACAGGCUUUAUCUUCCAAAGUCAAAUAAACCCCACUGAUGAGAUCCUGUGUGACUCAAUAGACUUUUUAUUUUUGUAAACCAGUUAAUGAAAAUCUUUAUUUUUGUACUAAUGCCAGCGAUGUGAAAGUAAGUAUGUUGAAGUUUGCAAUUUUUUGCCAUUUGCUUUAGUUUGAUUUUUAUUUUUAUUUUUUUACACAAAAUAAAAAGAAUGCUGCAUAGCAACCAAGUAAAAAUCUCUGGUGGUUAGAGAAGGGGAAUUUGCUAUGAGACUUUGACUCUGUUUCUGUUUUGGUCUGGGAUUUGCUGUUUUAGUUUGUUCAAACUACUUUUGUUCUUGGGCCUGUUUCCUACUUGUAAAAUUGGGAUGAUGAUGUAAUACUCACCUGCCUUUAUAAAAUACUUGGAAAGCCUUGCAUGGAAAGCUUUAUAUGGAGGAAAAAAAGCAUCAUUAAACAUGAAAAAAUGAA
Molecule: messenger RNA, 1003 nt
Organism: Struthio camelus australis
Lineage: Eukaryota; Metazoa; Chordata; Aves; Struthioniformes; Struthionidae
Source: RefSeq, a predicted model, not a curated record